This is a messenger RNA of Epithele typhae, 1491 nucleotides long. RefSeq names its product putative fungal pheromone GPCR, STE3-type. Gene Ontology annotation, molecular function: mating-type alpha-factor pheromone receptor activity. The record is from RefSeq and is a predicted model, not a curated record. Lineage: Eukaryota; Fungi; Basidiomycota; Agaricomycetes; Polyporales; Epitheliaceae. Gene Ontology annotation, biological process: G protein-coupled receptor signaling pathway. The coding region runs from base 1 to 1491 and encodes 496 amino acids. The transcript is spliced from 6 exons. Gene Ontology annotation, cellular component: membrane.
AUGCCGCUCAUCCUGUUUGCCCCGCAACCUGACCCGACCUACCCGCUCUUUCCCGUCUUCUCCUUCCUCGGCUUCGUCCUCGCACUCAUCCCCCUCUCAUGGCACCUCCAAGCCUGGAACGCCGGCACGUGCAUAUACAUGCUCUGGGCUGGCCUCGCGUCACUCGUCGAGUUUGUGGACUCGGUCGUGUGGUACGGCUCCUUGAAGGACGUGGCCCCCGUCUGGUGUGAUAUCUCCACCAAGUUCUUGAUCGGUGCGGGCGUUGGAAUCCCUGCGUCAUCUCUCUGCAUCGUCCGUCGUUUGUACAAGAUCACCUCCGUGAGCUCCGUCUCGGUCACUCGCAAGGAGAAACUUAAAGCCGUCUACGUUGACAUCGCUAUCGCCAUUGGCAUCCCCAUUAUUGUCAUGUGCCUCCACUACAUCGUGCAAGGCCAUCGUUACAACAUCAUUGAGAACAUUGGCUGCACACCCGACAUUUACAACACUGUCCCGGCAUAUCCUUUGGUCUUCAUGUGGCCUGUGUUGCUGGGAUGCAUCACCUUCGUUUAUGCAGCUCUCACUCUCCGCACCUUCUACAUCCAUCGUAUCCGCUUCAACCAAGUCGUCGCGUCCAACUCCUCCCUCACUGUCAGUCGCUACCUGCGGCUCAUCAUGCUCUGCUGCACCGAGAUGGCCCUCGUCGCCCCACUCUCCGGGUUCAGCAUCUACAUCAACACGGCUGGCCUUCAAAUCCAGCCGUGGAUCUCGUGGGAGAACACCCACUACAACUUCUCCUUCGUCGAGCUCUUCCCCACCUUCGUGUGGCACGCCAAGCUCGCAUCACACAUCGCUAUCGAAAUGGGCCGCUGGAUCUACCCUUGCUCAGCCAUCAUGUUCUUCAUGCUCUUUGGCUUCGCCGAGGAGGCCCGCCGUUGCUAUAGCACUGCGUUCUGGCGCGUCGCUAAGGUCUUCGGCAUCCAACCCAAGGCGCAGAAGACCGGAAAGGCUGCUGGAUUCCAGAAAACGUUCCGCAUGCCCGAAUCUCCCUCUCGCGGCGAGUCCCUACCCCCGUACGCGCCACGGUCGAAGACGACCGACUCCUGUACUUCCUUUGCGAACUCCGACAUCGAGAAGGGCACCAACCCGCCCCAGCUCAUCCUCCAGCACAUCGUCUCGCCCACGAACAGCAUGUUCGACGACUCCACCGACAUCGAGCUCUCCCCCGGGCCGUUCGAGACGCAGUACGAGCCCUACGACCCCGCCCACGACACCGACUCGCAGUACGCGGAGUCGACCGCGCGCAUCUUCGUCUCCGACGCCGCCCAUCCACCACUACCCACGCCGCCGUCGCCGGUACCCUUCCGCGCGCUCUCGCCGCCGUCAUACCAUCGCCCGUUCUCGCCGCCCGUCGCGCACUGCCGUUCGACGGAGUCGCGCGAGAGCGUGCCCCAUCGAAAAGGCUCGGCGAGCUCCAUCACGAUCAUGGUCCACACCGAGUCGCGCACGUUCUAG